Molecule: messenger RNA, 902 nt
Organism: Malaya genurostris
Lineage: Eukaryota; Metazoa; Arthropoda; Insecta; Diptera; Culicidae
Product: ribosomal RNA-processing protein 7 homolog A
Exons: 2
Coding region: 111-866 (251 amino acids)
Biological process (GO): ribosomal small subunit assembly; rRNA processing
Cellular component (GO): UTP-C complex; CURI complex
Molecular function (GO): RNA binding
Source: RefSeq, a predicted model, not a curated record
AUUUUAGUGGUGAAUAUUAGUAUUUACAAACUAUACUCGUGUUCAUAUUUUUUUGGUAAAAUAUCCAUACAUGUGAUUUUUCACUCUUUAUUAGAUUGAUUUAAAUAGCGAUGUAUUCAAACGUUGAGGACUUUACAGAAAUUCCUCUGAAAUACGAGUCUACUGACACUGCCUUUCAUUAUGUGUUUGCAAAAGAAAAUAUAUGCAAAACGAUAAAUACGACAAAACCAGCAGGAAGAACGCUUUUUGUUUUGAAUGUACCACCCUAUGCAACACCAGAAUCUCUGAAGACGGCAUUCAGCUCUACAGGACAGGUUGUCAACGUCAUGGUUCAGGAAAAGCCAUCCGAGGAAUGCGAUGAAGCUAUCGAUACGAUUGACCGGUUCAAAGUGUGUUAUGUCGUGUACGAAAAAGCAUCGGCAUUGAGGAGGUUACUUAAAUCAAGAAAAUUAAACGAAUUGAAUUUGGGUGGUAAUCUGCUGACUGGAAUUGAUAAAUGGACCAAAGCAUACCAGGAACGUAUUCCCAAUCCGGUGGUAUUACAGCAGGAGAUCAAUGAGUAUAUGGCCGGGUAUGAUCAACAAAUAUCCGAAAAAAGGGCACAGCAAGAAACUUUACCUGAUGAUGAUGGUUGGAUAACUGUAUCAAAAACAAAUGCAAAUACAUUUUCCCAAAGAGAAGCUACAGUUCACAAAUUGGAAGAAAAAAUUAGUAAGGGACGUAAGCGGAAAGAACUGAAGAAUUUUUACACUUUUCAAAUUCGAGAGGCGAAAAAGAGCGAUAUUGUUAGUUUGAGAAAGAAGUACGACAGAGACUUGAAAAAGAUGCAGCAGGUUAAAAAGACCAAGCGAUUCAAACCGUAUUGAAAAGAUAGCUGAAUAAUAAACGUUAUAUUUGCGAAA